Macroventuria anomochaeta is the source of this 946-nucleotide messenger RNA. RefSeq lists its product as uncharacterized. The coding region runs from base 105 to 617 and encodes 170 amino acids. The record is from RefSeq and is a predicted model, not a curated record. NCBI's taxonomy places the organism in Eukaryota, Fungi, Ascomycota, Dothideomycetes, Pleosporales, Didymellaceae. The transcript has a single exon.
UGGAUUGUGUGCCUGUGAAACAUUCAUACCCUCGUCCUUCUGAAGGACGUUUUGCAUGACUAGCCGACUCACUGAACUGAGCUCUGGUGUUCGCCAUUUCGGUGAUGAUGGCGAGCAAUUGCAAUCCAUGGAUGCAGGGACCAUCCGUCUCACCUGUCUCAACCCUGCAGCUGAACCAAAAAGUUUUGCAUCUCAGGAAGUUCAUCUCUCGUAAGCCUACAAAAGUUCUCGCUGGAAUGUGCGCUGAGCGCUUUCAGCCUUGUGCAGUCAGCCAUCAUUCAAAUGGCGACAUCCGACAACGUUAUCUGUCGCGAUCACGGCUAUGCUCGCUCUCAGAGCCAGAAUUGCUCCGUACUCAUUUGCAGCACAUGAUAUGGGUGAGUCUAGCCUACGCCGCAAUGCCGCUGGAAGAUCUGCGUUGGACAUGCCAUGUCCAGUUGCCGUCCCGAGCAACCUCAACAGUCGUUCAACGUCUUCAAUCUACCUCCUUUUCCGUGGAGAUUAGCACAUUUGCUGCCUCAGCGAAAAGUCUGCAACGCCUCAGGCAUAGGAGGAGGUUCUGGCUGUCGUCUGGCUGUCGUGUUGACCCCCAGCGUCGGCCAUACUCACCAAUUUAGACUCGCUUGGGCCCUCGUCGUCCGCUUCAGGCACACGGCGAGGGCGAGGCAGUAUUGAUCGGUGGUCAGAAAGGAGCACUGCUUCACGAGGAAUGCCUGUUUGGUAGGCCUCGCCGCUGUUCACGGCUAGCGAGCUUAUCAGCAUGCUCGUCUCUCAGCGCGCCUCGAGCACUUUUCGCUUCAGGAAGCGAGAUAACGAUCAUGCUCGUUGCUCUGCCAUCUGACCAAAGGAGUGAAGGGCAUAGCGAUGUUCGUCCCUGCAGGCUGUCAAAUGCCUGUAAAGUUUAGUUCCCACAGGAACGCCAUGGGAGUGACUUGCAGGUGAGGUU